GUUGGCUAGCAAUUACAAAGCUUUUAAAAAAUUAAUAGGAACACAUUAUACAUUAAUUUGUUUUAUUCAUAACUGCAAUAGUAAGAAGAUCGUUGAUUGAAGAUUACAAUCAUUCAGUACAGUGACUUUUGCAAAAAUUUAGUUACUGGGCCUAGAUAAAAAAAAUAAAAAGUUUUCCCCAAAAAAAAAAGACCCAUUCAAAGCAAUAAUUCAUAAGAAGAACUAAUUUCAGAUCAAACAAAAAUAUAAUGUCCACAAUCAAAGCCGUAGAGAGAAAAGUUUGGGCCCGGGAGGGAAAUAAUUAUGGGCCCCUAUUAGUGGUGUUCCCAGAAGCUACGGUCACCCCCUUCCGCCAACCACCUCACAUGAUCGGAUACAUUUAAAAUAUUUAUAAUUUUUUUAUUUUAAGAAACAAAGUAAAAAUACAAAUUUGAAAAUAAGUUUAGUUUUUAUAUUAAAUGACUUAUAUAAUUGUGCGCAAUUUUAAACACAUAGACACUAUCCACCACUGGCAUACACUCAUACACGCUCCAAGAGGUUUUUCGACAUGUCGGAAGUAGUCGUCAAGGAACUUCGUGUCGAAACAAUAACAUUAACCAUUAUAGGGUCAAGCGGGGUAAUUGUAAAUAAUCAGAGUAAACGUAAAUGAAUAUUUCGACUAAUAACUUUUGGUAGGUUUAAUUGUGUAUUGAAAAGUGCUGGUCCAUAUGUGUGUUGCUAUCAAAUUAAACAUAAAUUUGAAAUAAAAUUAUGUGAAUUUAUUUAAAAAAAAUGCAUUUACUAUUACCCCAAUUGUUUACAAUUACCCCGCUUGACCCUACACUGCGAUUGACAAUUAACAUAUCAUCCCGUUCAUGAGAUUCAUUUUUUAUAAUAUUAAUAAUUAAAAAUGUAAUUUUAAUAAAUUAAAACUAUUAAUAAAUAAUAAUACUUACCUCUACGCUAUAAAUUGCGUAUCCGCGGUUCACAAUCGGCGAUUAAAUAAAGCUGUUGUCUAUUCUAGCACUUCUUAGUAGUUAUUAUCUACACGGACGGCUACGCGAUCUUUAAUAAUAGUUGUAACAAUAUUAUCAUUAUGUUAUGUUAUGUUUCAAUAAUCAUUGAUGUAAAUCGUGACAAUCAAAGACAAAAUACUAAGAACUGGAAGUCGCCUGUAUUCACUGGGAAAACCGUAAAUACAGCAGAUAUUGACCCAAAUUACACGAUAACAAGCCAAGAUUCAUUCGAUUUUUUUAAUAAAAAAAUAAUUAUGUCAUCUGUCUCACCACCAAUUGUAUACGAUGAUGUCACUGUCAAUACCUUUAUGAAGCUCAUAGUUGAGAGGUCUCAAUCACAAGUAUAUGCCUUCGAUACUCUUUUCAUCCUUGAAUUAAAAAAAAGUGGGUUUGACGUAAUUCAUCAACAAAUAAUAAUAGAUCUGUUUGAAAAAACACUUCUACUCGCUCCACUCUAUGUUAAUAAUAACCAUUGGAUUCUUGUAGUAGUUCAUGUUUCUAACAAAGACAUAACAUUUUAUGACAACAUGAACUGCACCAUAUCUGAAAUGAUAUGGAAAAUACGACAAUUCAUUAUCUUCUGUGAACUCAAACAAUAUGGUUGUACUUCUCAUUGGCAAAUAUAUAGAGGUGAAACAACUACAUUGAACUAUAAUGACGAAUGUGGUCCAGGGAUAGUGGAAAUAGCUGAAAGAAUUUCCAGAGGUUAUCCUCCAUUAAUUAAUCUUUCACUUUUGAAAAAUUAUAUGAAAAAUCAAGCAAAUUUUAGAAGAAAACUUCUUACAUCUAUAUCAUGACCCAACACAAUUUACCAAUCCACCACCUCUAAGGCCACCCCACACCAACUGGUAUCAAAAUCAUAGAAACAAACCAUAUAACGCGUAAUCCAACAAGUAAGGAUGACACCACACAAUAUGUUACGAUUUCUAAGUUCCACUUUCAAAU
Molecule: messenger RNA, 1940 nt
Organism: Daktulosphaira vitifoliae (grape phylloxera)
Lineage: Eukaryota; Metazoa; Arthropoda; Insecta; Hemiptera; Phylloxeridae
Product: sentrin-specific protease 1-like
Exons: 2
Coding region: 1076-1792 (238 amino acids)
Biological process (GO): protein desumoylation
Cellular component (GO): nucleus
Molecular function (GO): deSUMOylase activity
Source: RefSeq, a predicted model, not a curated record